CCGAUAACCGACCGACAGAUCGGAGCGAAUAUCAAACUGUUUGAAUAUUCACUUCUGCAUAUUAUUUUCGAAGUUUAGUUUGUGGCAAGUGGUGAAAAUUGUAAAAUCAUCCAAAGGUUCCAUACAAGGAUGUUAACGAACCUCACCGUUCUGCUCGUCUUCGUCGCAAUGGCGUCCGUGACGUCACAAACGUUCCAAUACUCGCGGGGUUGGACGAACGGGAAGCGGGACGGACACAAGCGAGAUGACGUCAGCUUGGAGAAGAUUCUCUCGCCGUGUCAGAUGAACAAACUCAAGUAUUUGCUGCAAGGAAAACCGUUAACUGAAAGGUUACUAACCCCGUGCGACUAUAAUCCUAUAGACGAUGACAUUGAGCAACCGAAACGAUACAAGACGGAUCGAACUCAGGACCCUCUGUAUGAUGCGUUCCAAUAAAUAAAACCAAAAAGUCUAUAAACAGGGCCAAAUUACCAAAUAUGAGAUUUUAUAGUUAACUAUUAAGGUAUUUUAUAAUGUAAGUAGGCAAAAGUUCACUAUUAAAAUAAAAUAUUAAUUAUUAUUAUAUAAGAAAAAAACUAAUU
This is a messenger RNA of Maniola jurtina (meadow brown), 581 nucleotides long. RefSeq names its product pro-corazonin-like (gene Crz). Lineage: Eukaryota; Metazoa; Arthropoda; Insecta; Lepidoptera; Nymphalidae. The coding region runs from base 130 to 435 and encodes 101 amino acids. Gene Ontology annotation, molecular function: corazonin receptor binding. The transcript has 3 exons. Gene Ontology annotation, biological process: positive regulation of heart contraction. The record is from RefSeq and is a predicted model, not a curated record.